CAGACGAUCUUCGGAGUGCACCGGCGCUCUGCUCUUCUCUCAGCUGACAUAAGCUACAAACCAGGACCGCCGCAGCUGUCAGGCGUAUAUUUAUCCCCUCACCGGCCGGCGUUACUGCUUUUACUGCACUCUCUUCACUUCAGAUAUAACUUAUUUGAAUUUGUUCGCUUGUUUUUAUUUAUUCAUUUAUUUUUUGCGGGAUGUUAACAUGUUUUGAUUCACCGUGCAAGCGAUGAACGAAACGAGAGUAGAAGGGACCGGACCGACACCGGCGAAGGUUCUGUUGACUUCGGGCUGCCAAGCCCCUUUUGUCGGGCAGGUUGGAGGAUGGAGCUGAGGUUAAGCCGGGAUGGCAAGCCGUCCGUGUCCUGGUUCCUCCUCAGCCCUGCCCUUUUCUUCUCCCUUCUGGCCGUGCUAGUGAGCUGUCACGGUUCCUGCAAACACCGAGUCCCUUCUCCCAACGAGAUUGUCCACCAUGUUUACUUGAAGCCUGAGCGUUUGACUAAGAGAAGCUCGCCUGAAGACCUUCAGCUGAAAAUAAAGAUCAUCUAUGACAGCAGCGUUGACCAACUUACUGCAGACAAAAGGAGACUUGUGAAGGAUAAGCUGUUUCCUCAGGCCAUCGCUUACCUGCAGAGGGCUUUCAGUGUCAGGCGCAGAGUGGGGCCUGUACUGCUCAGCAGACAAUGUGCAACCAACCAGUACAUGAGGAAGAGAGAUGACCCUCAUCGCUACUGCCAGGACGCCUGUGCAAAUGUCACACGAUGUGGGCCCAUUACUGUACCACAGCACCACCUGCAGCAAUGCAAGGUGUGCAGUGAGUCUGGGAAGUCAUGUGGCCCUACAGGGCCCCCAGAUGGGCCUGGAGUCGAAGGGUCCGAUUUUGUGCUGUAUGUCAGCGGCGUCACCACAGAACGCUGUGGGCAGGAGAACAUAGUGGCUUAUGCUGCUUACUGCCAGCUGGAGGCGGAGCUCGACAGACCUAUAGCAGGCUACGCCAACCUGUGCCCUGCUAUGAUCUCCUCUCAGCCUCAGGAGUUUGAAGGGAUGCUCUCCACAGUCAAACAUGAAAUCAUCCACGCUCUGGGAUUUUCAGCCGGUCUGUUUGCCUUCUACCACGAUGAUGAGGGCAAACCUCUGACUCCUCGCUUCGCAAGCGGCCUGCCCGCCUUCAACGAGAGUCUGGGUCUGUACCAGUGGAGCGAUGCCGUUAUCAGAAGAGUCACCAGACUGUGGGACAUCAGAGGAGGCGUGAUGGUCCGACACCAAGUGCAUGUCCUUGUCACUCCUCGUGUUGUGGAGGAGGCGAGGAGACAUUUUAAUUGCCCCAUCCUGGAGGGGAUGGAGCUGGAGAACCAAGGAGGGACAGGAACCGAACUAAACCAUUGGGAAAAGAGACUCUUAGAGAAUGAGGCAAUGACGGGCUCCCACACUCAGAACCGAGUGUUUUCUCGGCUGACGCUGGCCAUCAUGGAGGACAGCGGCUGGUACCGCGCCAACUACAGCCUGGCUCAGAGGCUGGACUGGGGUCGUGGUCUCGGCUGCGACUUUGUUAUGAAGAGCUGCAAAUUCUGGAUGGACAAGCAGAGACAGAGAAGACACGCUGUAACUCCGUACUGUGACACAGUGCGAGCCUCUCCUCUGCAGCUCACCUGCAGACAGGAUCAGCUGGCUGUGGCUGUGUGCAACCUGCAAAAAUACCCACAAGAACUGCCACUUGAGUACCAGUAUUUCGAGCGGAUCCCUGACGUGGCUUCUGAUCAGCUGUCGUUCUUUGGGGGUGCUGUGGAGAUCGCUGACUACUGUCCCUUUAGUCAGGAGUUCAGCUGGCACCUCAGUGGAGAAUACCAGAGAAACUCCUACUGCAGAGUGUCUGAGAACCAGCCAGACUGGUGGAGGAAUUAUGGAGCAGAGCAGUAUGGACUAGACUCUGUGUGUCUGUACCAGAAAUCAGCCUUUGUGAUGGAGCAAUGCACUCGGAAGAUGACGUACCCUGACUGGGGCUCCGGAUGCUACAAGGUGUCGUGCUCAGCUCAGGGCCUCACGGUGUUCGUUCAGGAUCGUUCCUUCCUCUGUGUCCGUAAAGGUCAGCUGCUGAGCAUCAGCGUACGCGUUAACGAGUGGGUUUACAACGGUGUCCUCAUCUGCCCCGCCUGCACCGACUUCUGUGAUGACUGCCCCCUACCCUACCAGCUCCCACCCAUCAACACCUCCAGGAGCAACCCAAUUGAUCCAUGCUCCAGUUCUCCAGGUUUGGCCACCACUCUGUGGCUCCUGCUGCUCAACCUGCUUCCUCUAGUGGCUGGACUGCUGCUCUGCCACUGCAGCUGAUAAAACACACACACACACACACGCCAGGGUAGCUGAACAGUCCUCUAUACCAUAGUCACUUGAGGACUUGGACUGCAGCUGGUUUUCCUCUUUGUUUUAUUCAUUACUUCCUUCUUCCUUUCCUCCCCACUUCCGUUCCUUUCUUUGCCAUUUCUCAGCCUAUUUUCUCCUUUUGUUCUGUGACUGCAUCCUCACGCAUCUCUCACCACAGUCAGGUAUCCUUUUGCUGGAGGUCCAUUCAGUUAUCUGUCACCGGGUUUACAUGCACUUAAGUAAUCAGGUUAUAGCCAGCUUUCAUUUAAACAAGAUUUAUCUGACUGACACACACACAGAGACAAAACUCUGUCAGAUAUCAACAUGGAAAGCAGCUAUGUGGCAGCUAAUACUGUUAUUUGUGGACGAAUUAUUGGCAAAAAGAACAAGUUGGAUCGACAGGGACCAUUUUUAUGGCAGAGCAAUGGAACAUGAAAAAUAAGCAGUGUAAUUUUUCCUUUUCAGUGAGGCAGGGAUUACUCACAUUACAUAUACUCAGAAUGCACUAAUACCUCUUUUUUAUUAUCAAGACCAUGAUACAUAUAUGUACUUACAACACACCUAUUAUUACCACUUUAUCAUUAUUAUUUAUUAUUAUUAUUAUUAUUAAUAAUAACAAACUCUUCAAAACACAAGUCUCGCAUGAUAGAAAUAAGUUUUUGUAUGUAAAAAAAAAAAAAAAAAAAAAAAAAAAAAAAAAAGCCAAAUAUUUUCAGAUUUUAGCAUCUUUUAUUCAAAGAUCUGCUUAUUUUUCAUGUUGUCACACACAGGGUUUAGUGCAAAACGAGACAUUUGAUCAGUAUGUUUUAUAUACUAGUCGAUUAAUAAACAGUGAUUUAAGAUUAUUUUAGGAUUAAGAAUUUUAAAGUUAUUUUAUAAUGAAUCAUUUAUGUGAUUUGAAAUAAAAUUUGUCAGCCCUUUUAUAAUAAUUGACCAGUUGUUGCUACAGCUAGCUAUUCAGAUGGUCAGCUGACAUAUCAAAAGUUGUAAGAGUGUAAUAUUGUUUUGUGUACACUUUAAAUUGUAUCCACAGAUUUUUUUUAAGCACGUCAUUGAAUGUUUAAGUAACCAGGUUACUGUAUAUAUGUUUAAUAUGUUAUCUGAUUUCUGCUGGAACCAGGUUGCUUGCAGUGAUUUGGUUACUUAAGUGCAUGAAAAUGGUUAAUUCACUUCAGCAUGUAGAGUAUCUGCAGCAUCAUUCCUCCAUACAAAACACAUUUUAGUUCUGGACGCUUGUUUAUUUUCAGAUAGAUUCACUCUGGUUUCUUCUUAAAUUUCACAUCUUUACUUCAGCUUUGGGAUCAUCGUACUUCAUCAGAUUCCUUUUUCUUUACACUGUUGUGAUAAAAGCGGGACGUCUGUAUUUUUUUAGCUGAUCUCUUCUGGUUCAAACUUAUUUCAAGAUUGUGACAAACUGACUGUCGAUCAACAAAACCACAAUGGUGCAAACUACCUGCAAACUUCUUCCUCUGAAACAACAUGAGGCUCUGUGCAGUUUGCUGACCUCUGGUGGCAGCAGAAGGUAACUGUUCAAAGUUUUUUAAGCUUACAGGAUCUUUUAUGCUGAAAACUCUUUCUGUAAAUAAAAAUAUGAGACCGGACAGGAAUAUGGUGGAAGGACUUCCCCUGCCACCUCCUGACACGUCACUUGAGCUUAAAUUCAUUACCUCAUUUUCUUCUAAGAGUCAUUUUAUCCUUAUUUAAGAUAUGUAGCUGUUCAGAUGUAGGUAUGGAUCUUUGUUGGAGUGCAGAUUGAUAAUGUUGAUGAUUGUUGCUCUCUACAUGACGAGCUCAAGCGUUUGCAGUCGAGGCCUUUGCUUUCUGCAAGUAGAAGUUUUGCUGAUGACGAUGCUGUACAUUCACUUUACUAGAAUUAUUUUCCAACCUCACAAAUGUAUAGGAAUUUAUUUGUUGUAAAAGUCAAAUGAAUUAUGCGUUGUUUUGUUUUUUUUGAUAAUCAGUCAACUGAGAUUAACAUUUUAACAACUCAGAUUGUCAAGCCUGCUGCUGCUGCAGCCACUUAGAGCUAAUAGAGAGGUUGGAGAUUAAAUGGUUGAAGGUCUUUACUGAGAAGUAAAAUCCAAAAAAAUGUUUCCCACAGGUUUCAUUUCAUUGUGUGUCCUCAGCAGGGCCAAAACCCAGCAACGUUUCCACAAAUGAGUCCACUGACAUUUCAAAAGCACAAAGCUCUCAAAUUUCCUUCUGAAUUCAAAACCAAGACUGGAUUUGUCCUUGUUCCAUUGGUCUUAAAAAUACGUGACUGCUUAUUUCUGUUAAUUAUUGGCCAAAACAAGCCAAAUGGCCUGUUUACAGUUCCCGGCUUAGGUGGUGAUGCAAUGAGCUAAACUAAGAUGGAACUGGCUGGAAUCCAGUGGUGCUUAAUAUCAUGAAGCCUGUAAUGGAAACACUUUUACUGUUUAAAUUCAGAUUAUAAUGUUUGGCUCUUUGUUUCUGUAAUGACGGGCACUCUUUCGCUCAGCAGUUCAUACAUUUGUUGGAUUAGUGAUUGUUUUCAGUUUAUGGCCCAGAGUGAGAAGGGCUCCUACAUUUGUGGUUCAUUUAAACUCUUUUGCAUGAGCCAACUGAGAACAACCUCUGAAGCCACAAUAGCAAUGCUUUAGGAAAAAAGUGUGAGUUUCUGUUUGUUUGUUUUUUGUGGUGGAGAGUGAAUGAAUGUCUGAAAUAAUGAUACGCUCCUUCUUUUCCGAUAAAUCUGCAAUGUUUUGCUCUUAUUUAUGCAAAAACAAACAAAGACACAAAUUUAUUAACAAACUUCAAUUUUCAAUUCAAUUCAAUUUUAUUUAUAUAGCGCCAAAUCACAACAAAGUCGCCUCAAGGCGCUUUAUA
Messenger RNA from Oreochromis aureus, 5211 nucleotides. It is a transcript of the gene lmln, whose product is annotated as leishmanolysin-like (metallopeptidase M8 family). Gene Ontology annotation, molecular function: metalloendopeptidase activity. The coding region runs from base 328 to 2331 and encodes 667 amino acids. The transcript is spliced from 17 exons. Gene Ontology annotation, biological process: proteolysis; cell adhesion. NCBI's taxonomy places the organism in Eukaryota, Metazoa, Chordata, Actinopteri, Cichliformes, Cichlidae. The record is from RefSeq and is a predicted model, not a curated record. Gene Ontology annotation, cellular component: cytoplasm; membrane.